AAUCGCAAGCUCCGACGACAUUUCACGAUCCAGACGCCAAUUGCCCAUCGACGACAGCCUCAUUCGCCCAUCACAGACCCCCAAUUGCCGUCACAAUGGCCGGAGACUCGACACCAAGGGAAGCGACCCGCGAGGAAAUGCGGGAUGCGAAGCUUCCCCUCGCCUACCGCGACAGCUGCGCCCACCUCCUCAUCCCCCUCAACCGCUGCCGAGUCGACUCCUGGUACCUCCCGUGGAAGUGCAAUGACGAGCGUCAUAGCUACGAGAAGUGCCAGUACGACGAGUUCAAGAAGCGCGUCGCCAAGAUGAACGAGCUCCGCGCCGAGAAGGGUACGAGAAGCAACUAAGGGAGGCGAGAAAGCGUGCGUGGGAAGGCGACGAAACGAGCCCGGAGGCGGCGCGCGUCUGUGUACAUAAACCUGGUAUCCGAGGUCCCGGGCAAAAGAAAAAGGGCAAACGAGGGUUGGUCUUGCCGCGUGGGCCAUAGAGAUCGAGAGCCGAAUUCACGUCUUUUUGCG
This is a messenger RNA of Colletotrichum destructivum, 518 nucleotides long. Its product is annotated as Putative NADH dehydrogenase [ubiquinone] 1 beta subcomplex subunit 7, NDUB7. Lineage: Eukaryota; Fungi; Ascomycota; Sordariomycetes; Glomerellales; Glomerellaceae. The record is from RefSeq and is a predicted model, not a curated record. Bases 96 to 347 code for a protein of 83 amino acids. The transcript has 3 exons. Gene Ontology annotation, cellular component: mitochondrion.